GCAAUAAAUGACCUUCUUAACAAACAGCAAAAUAUAAAGAAACAAGAAGAGUUUGAGAAUAAACUUAACAAAAUUGAACAACAUCUAUUAGCCAAAUCAAGCCCAUUGCCAGAUCAGAAAGUAGAAUCUGAUGAAGCCCAAGAACAUGCCUCACACCCCAACUCCCCAAAUAAUACAACAACUUUCCAAGAAUCUAAUACCCCUGAGACAAAAAUGUCAGAUGACAAAGUUAUCUUCACACCGAACAUCCCCACCAGCAACACUUUCUCUUCCCUCACGGAUGAACAUGAAGACACUAUUCCCUGCACCAACCCAGAUACUACACCACUUGAACACAAAAACUACAACCCACAAAAGACACCCUCUGCUGAAAAGAAAAUCAUCACAACAGAAACAGUAAUCCUCUGCGAUUCAAAUGGCAAACAUCUUGAUAUGAACCUUCUAUGUCCAGGAGCAACCACAUCCUAUAUCAGAUGUCCCACAACAGCCGAAGCGAUCAAAAUUCUAGAACAGCACACAUUUACAAACCCGAAGAAUAUAAUCAUCCACUGUGGAACAAAUGACAUUGAGCAUAUCCCAAACAAAGCUGUUAGUGACAACAUUGAAGAACUGAUAAAAACCAUCCGCAAAGAAUACCCUAGUUGCAGGAUUAUUAUAUCCAGCCUCUUACCUCGCAGUGAUCAUCUCCUGUCACAAGUCCAAAUAUUAAAUCGACAACUGGAAAGAACAAUAUCUAAACAGUCAAAUGUCUUACUUGUAAGACAUAUCAACCUCUUCCAAUCCAUCAACAUCCUGAUUGAUAGAAAGCAUCUGAACAGAAAAGGUGUUAAACUUUUUGCCAGAAAUUUGAAGGGUGCCUUCUUUUCAAACAAAAGUCAAACCAAAAUUGGAAAAGGAAUUAAGACAGCAAGGCACCAACAUUUCCCAACCCAACAGAUCCCAUACCACACCAAACCACAAUACCAUAAUUCACAACACAGCAUGUUUCAUCCAAGUAUCUCACCUCUUAUGCAAUCAACACAUAUAAACCACGAUGACCUCUCUAUCCAAUCACAACGACACCCAUCAAUAAAUCCAAAUGACUGGAAUACAAAAGCCGCAAGCUCAAAACCCAUGGCCAGCAACCAUAUACCACGUCACUUCAGAGAACUAAUUCAAAUCCUUCAUGGAUUCACUCAAUAGAAACUGUAAGUAAUCAAACCAUCUCAUAAAUUCUAUAAUCUUACCAUAUUCUAAUACUCAUGGGGACUUGUGUGUAUGCAUAUAUCUAAACAUACACAUGAGUGCACAUGACUAAGCCACAAACAAAACCAAUUAAAAUAUAUAUUUUUUUAUACUUACACAUAUAGUAUAUAUUUGGCUUAUCAAAGGUCAGCCAAAUCAACCACAUAUAUAUAUAUAUCUUUCUAAUCCAAAACAUGAAUUCCAGCAGUAUCACUAUUAGCGCCUGGAAUAUAAACGGUCUAAGCCAUAGAACACUUGGCAAUAAGCUAAGCAAUUCUGAUUUCACAAAAAAUAUAAAAGAUCAUGAUUUAAUCUUUCUAGUUGAAACAUGGUCAAACAAAACUGACAGCAUUCCUGGUUUCAAGGAAAUAUCUACAUGUACGGCAACGCCUAAAACAAAUUCUAGUUGUCGUAAAUCAGGCGGUAUCACAUUGUUAAUUAAGAAUACACUUCAGCCACUGAUUUACACUGAAAAAUUAACUAAAAACUUCCUAUGGUGCCGUAUUGAUAAAUCAAUUUUGGAUUCCCCACAUGACCUGUUUAUAUGUGGUGUUUAUAUUCCUCCAGAAAAAUCACCAUACUAUGAUGAAGAAAUAUUUAAAGAUUUAGAAAAUGAUAUUGCAGAAUUCUCCACAAAAGGAAACAUCAUGUUACUAGGAGAUUUCAAUGCCCGCACAAGUAAACUAGAAGAUUUUGUGUCCAAAGAAGGAAGUACCUUUAUAGGUGACAUUACCGAAACAUCCUACACCCCGAAAAAUAGGGAGAAUUUUGAUAGCACAGUGAACAACCAUGGAAAAUGUUUAAUUGAGCUAUGUAAGACCUGUAACUUAAGGAUCUUAAAUGGCAGAACACUAGGCGAUUCAUUUGGUAAACCAACUUUCCAUGGAAAAAAUGGAACCAGUCUAGUUGAUUACAUCAUCUGUGACCAAGAUUUAAUCCAAAAUAUUAAACAUUUCACUGUAAAACCUCCAACAUAUUUAUCUGACCACAGUCAAAUCUUAACAUGGAUCAGAACAAAACAACAAAACACUCCAGAAUCCACUUAUCCCACUCCUACAAAUACAUCUACCACUACAAUUUCACAUAAGCUCCCCUUACAGUUUAUAUGGGAGAUCAACACAGCAACUACUUUCAAGGAAAACUUGAAAUCAACUUAUACUCAAAGAAAACUUGACGAAUUAAUUAAUUCAAACCCUCCUGCAACCAAAGAAGGUUUGAAUAACUUUUCUAAUCAAUUUCAAGAAAUAAUUUCAGAUGCGGCUAAGAAGUCACUUAGAAUUAAAAAGACUAAAUAUAGAAAUAAAAUCACAAAUGUAUGUAACAAAAAAUGGUUUGACAAAGAAUGUCGUCUAAAAAGGCACUUUGUCAGAAAACUAGCAAAUCAAAAACACAGAGAUCCCUUGAACUCCGAAAUUCGAAAGAAAUACCAUGAGGCUCUAAAGAUAUAUAAAGAUACCUUGAAACAUAAAAAAGAAAUUUUUCAUGAGAAAAAACUCGAGGAUUUGGAAAUAGCUGCCGAGACUGACCCAAAUUCAUUCUGGAAAAACCUGAAAAACAUGAGUGACAGCUGUGAUGAUCUCUCUUCUAGCUCAACACAAAUAACCAACCAAAAAUGGAUAUCGCACUUUGAAAAUCUACAUACAAAACACAACUUAGGCCCCAAGCAAGAAGGUAUCCUUAAAAAUUUAGAACUUCUUGAAAACAACAUUGAUGACAAUAACACUCUUGAUGACCCAAUUACAGAAGACGACAUUAUAAGUGCAGCUACAAAACUAAAGCAUAAGAAAUCUGCCUACUCUGAUAGGAUAAGGAACGAAAUGAUAAAAUUUAGUGUGAACAUUCUGCUUAAAGGCUAUCAUAAAUUGUUUAAUAUGAUUCUAGAGUGUGGAAUUUUCCCUGAGAAAUGGUGCGAAGGUCUUUUAACCCCUAUUUUUAAAUCUGGAGACAAACAAGAUCCUAACAACUACAGAGGAAUAUGUGUGACAAGUUGUAUUGGCAAAUUCUUCUGUUUAAUUCUAAAUAAACGAUUGAAUGAUUUCACACAAGAAAAUAAUUUAGUUCACCAUUCGCAAAUUGGAUUUCAAUCAGGACAUAGAACAGCCGAUCACGUUUUCACCCUAAAAACGUUAAUUGAUAAGCAUGUCACCCAAAACAAAAACAAUAAAAUUUAUGCAUGCUUUGUUGACUUCAAAAAAGCAUUUGACUCUGUCUGGCAUGAAGGCCUAUACUCUAAACUAUUAAAAUACAAAAUUGGGGGAAAUUUUUAUCGUCUAAUUAAGAGCCUUUAUUCUAACUCUAAAUGUGCAGUCAAAUUAUCCAAAUCCAGAACAACAUUCUUCCCUUAUUCCAAAGGUGUUCGCCAAGGAUGCACAUUAAGUCCACUCUUAUUCAACCUUUACAUAAACGAGCUAACAACAUUAUUUAAUAAUACUGACUCAGACCCCUUCAUACUGCCAAAUGGCUCAAAAUUGAACUGUCUUCUCUAUGCUGAUGAUUUGAUCAUCCUGUCUAGAUCAAGAUUUGGACUACAAAAAUGCCUAAAUGAACUCCAAAAUUGGUGCAGUAAAUGGCUAAUGGAGGUUAACUUAAAGAAAACAAAAGUAAUGAUUUUUCAAAAAGGAAAUAAGAAAAAGACUAAACCAAGCUUCACAUUAGACAGCAAUACCAUAGAAAUUGUACAAGAAUAUUGCUACCUAGGAAUUAAGCUUAACUCAAAUGGUAAAUUCACAUUAGCUAUGAAACAACUUGGUGAAAAGGCACUUCAUGCCCUAUACAGUAUAAGAAGACAUCUCAAUCUACACAAUUUAAACCCAAAACUAGCUAUCAAAAUAUUUGAUACCAUAAUAUCACCAAUUCUUUUAUACAACUCAGAAGUGUGGGGUGCUUAUAUCAAAAAUGACUUUAACAAUUGGGAUAACUCUCAGAUUGAAAAAACACACUUGAGAUUUUGCAAACUAUACUUGGGUGUUGGGAAGAAAACAACAAAUAUUGCUUGCAGAGGUGAACUAGGAAAGUUUCCACUGAUAAUCAAUAUUUACAAGCGACUAUUCAAAUACAUUAUUCAUCUAAAUUCACUACCUGAAGAAGCACUUGCCAAACAAGCUUUUCUUAUCUCGAAAGACUUACACUCCAAACGAAUUACCUCGUUCUAUGGAAAUAUUAUGGAUAUUUUGAAAUCCUAUAACUGCAACACACAAAUAACAGAACUGGAAUCAAUCGCAAUUCAAACACUAAGCUUUAUCCAUGACAACAUAAAGCAAAAAUAUCUUAAUUUUUGGAAACACAAACUCGAAAACUCCUCCAAACUAAAGUUUUACAACACGUUCAAAACAGAAUACCAACUAGAGAAAUAUCUUUCAACAAUAAAAAAUCCAACCGAAAGGAAAGCACUCACAAAAUUUCGAGUGAGCAACCACAAAUUAAUGAUUGAGUUAGGUCGCUAUCAAAAAAUACCAAGGGAAGAACGACUGUGUGAAAUCUGCCAGUCAGGGGAAGUGGAAGAUGAAUACCAUUUUGCAAAUUGGUGUAAAGCCUACAGCAACCAAAGAGAGAAUUUUUACACCACUCUCAGAAACAAGCUAACCAUUAUCAUAGAUCAGGCACAAUUAGUAGAUAUAAUGAAAUCUACAGAGCACGAGACUAUUUUAUCUCUGUCGAAAUAUAUUUCUUCCUGUUUUACGGAAAGAAAUAGAUACCUUGAAAUUGGGAUUGCUGUCAGUUAA
Molecule: messenger RNA, 4946 nt
Organism: Paramuricea clavata
Lineage: Eukaryota; Metazoa; Cnidaria; Anthozoa; Malacalcyonacea; Plexauridae
Source: the annotation of a GenBank genome assembly